AUGGCUUAUACUUAUUCCACCAAGAGGAGGCUAAAAUAUUCAAGCACAACACCAAAUAAGUGGGCUGAUGAGCUCCCAACUGAGCUGUUAGGGUUGAUCGUGAAAAAGCUCGCUUCUAAUUUCAUGGACAUCAGUCGCUUCAAAGCCGUCUGUUCUUCUUGGAACGGCGCUGUAAGAUCGUAUACCUCCGCCCCGUUGCCUCAAUAUCCAGGGCUCAUGUACCCCUCCACGCGAUGGGGUUGGAAUAGGAAUGGCAUAUGCUUCUUCAGUCUUGCAGAGAAGAAGGUUUACAAGACGGAAGCAUCUCAAGGCUUUCUUAGAGUCGAUUCCUUUUUGGGUUCAUCACAUGGGUGGCUGGUGAUGGGGAAGGGGGCUUGGACAUUGGGCGAAAUUCGUCUUUUCAAUCCAAUUUCUAGAAAAAGCAGGACGCUUCCUCCCUUGCCGCGUGGGUCUCCAAUCCGUAAAGUUGUGCUUUCCUCGGACCCCUCUCGCAACAACAAUUUUGUCGUUGUGGUAAUUCAUGAGACCUUGAACAUAGCAUUCUAUCAACACGGCAGAGGAGGAGAAAACGCUACUGCAUGGACUGAAUUAGAGGGUUCACAUGAUCAUUAUUUUGAUAUCCUACUCUGCAACAAUGGUCAUUUAUUUGCACUGUCCAAAGACCACUCAAUUCAAGUUUGGGACUUCGGGGACACCUAUAAUAAUAAUAAUCCCACGAAGAUCAUGCAUUUUCGACCUUCCAUGGCUUGGAAUGGUAUUCAUGGAACCAUGAUGGGGAAUAAAAAAUGGUUGGUGGUGUUGGAUAACAAUCAAUAUAAAACCAAAAUAACAGAAUAA
Prunus armeniaca (apricot) is the source of this 837-nucleotide messenger RNA. NCBI's taxonomy places the organism in Eukaryota, Viridiplantae, Streptophyta, Magnoliopsida, Rosales, Rosaceae. The record is from the annotation of a GenBank genome assembly.